UGCCAUGUCCGGCAUCGUUCUCACUGGGAUCGCGGCGUGCCGCCGCUCUAGUUUCUAUCUCGGGCUGUGGCGCGUCUCGUACCGCCAUCGCUGCGGCCUCUCGGGGUCGCUGGCGUCAAUUCAGCCGCGCCGCCGUAAGCACGACGGAUCAAAAACGGUGUCCGGCAAGUCUGAUGGGACGAAAACGAAGGAUCCCGGUAGUACGCGCCCGAUUUUGCCCAUUCAUAUGGGACCGGGUUUCAUCCAUGAAGGCCCGAAGGAGGAGCCAGGCAAGGGCGCCGGAGGGGCAGCGCCACCCAACCCUACGGAGGUACCCGCCGAGCGACGACCGGAGGCUCCGUUCGAAAAUAGCCCGGAGCUACCAAGCGCUCGCCCCUCGCCCGUCGAAGUCAAGCCGCAAGGUCCCAAUACCAUAACUUGCUUUUCGGAUAACCAGGAUUCGGGGGUCCAUUCCCCAAAUACGAUCUUCUUCCAACUCGGUCAAUUGGAUGUGAAAUCGUCGAACGAGGGAAAUAAUGAAAACUUCGAUGGAAAAUUUCAAUCAAAUCCUGCCCAACCUCCUGUUGAAUUUAUUAAUGAUCCGAGGUACGACAAUGGGCCCAUAUACUAUGAACUUGGUUCGGACAGUCAGACCCCCAAAGAUCCGAACAAUAAAGAUAAAUCCAAAGGUUUUAUCGGUUCUUCAGAGGAUAUUAUCUAUACGAAAUUUUUCCCAAACGAACCUGUAUCGCCUGAGGAACUGAGGAUAAGGGCCGCGCUUCAGGCUCUGUCCGAAGAAGAACAAGCGGCCAAGCGCAAGAACAAGCGCAAGGCGAAGGCAAAAUUGGACAAAACGGCUUCAAAGGAACCACCCAAUGAGGUGGAUGCCAAAGAGGAGCCCCACACCCCGGACUAUAUCCCAGCCGAAGCCAAAUCUGAGACCGCGUUUCCGUUGCCUCCAGUGCCUCCGCCUCCUUCAAUAUCCUCGGCACCCGCAAGAAGGGUUCCGCAAAACCCGGACAAAAAGUUAAGUUCCAAACCCAACCUGGAUAAGAAAGAGGCGGUAUCGAGGACAGGUGCUUCUAAUCAGAACCUCCGUAUAAAGAGUACGCCAGCAAGGAAGGCAGGUGCUCAGACCCCGUUCAAAUCUGGCACCUCGGCAGGCAACUCAGAACGAAGCUCCGCCAAAAACCAGGCUAUUGGCGUUAAUCCAAAGAGCUCCAGUUUUGAUUUGCCUGGAGAGAGAAAGACCGCUGGGCCUCUAAGGAAGACUGGGCAGCCUUCUUCCAGCCCAAAAACGCUCCAUCCAAAACCAUCAUCAUUCUCAACUCCGAGCGACAAGGAUCUCACGAACCAAUCACAACCUCCGAAGGAAAAAUAUUUUAUUCGUCCUUCAAACAACAACAAUUUCGGUCAGUUUUGGCGUCCCAAUGAUAGCAAAGAAGGGGCAGACCAGAGUGGAUAUCAAGGAGGUGCAUCUGGAUUUCCAGGUGAUGAGGCAGCAGUCAAUUCCGAGGCAGGAAACUGGCGGCUGCAGGAUGGCCCCAAAGGGAAGGGUACCCGGGAACGAACACCAGACGAAAUCGCUCGGGAGGUACUAAGUCUAAUAAAGGCCUCGCAAACAUCAGCGAGAGGAACACUGGAAACAAACCAAGCUAAUACAAAUGCCGCCCAACCAGUUUCGGAAAUCCGCAAUGACAAUCGGGAUCAGAGUAGUUCGGAGCUUUUCAAACAAAUUUAUGAGCACAUUCGAACUGAGGAGCAUAAACAGCCUGCCGAAGAAUUUCUAACCAAUGAUUAUGUCCAGAAAUGGAUAGAAAAGUACAAAGUGCAGCUUGAAAAAAAUCAGGCGAAGGACUCCGACGCAAGACCAAAAGUUAUAGUCAAAAAAACAAUGGAUGAACCGCGUCGCACGAUUCAGGCAGACCCGGACUCCCCCUAUGCUUGCAUGAAACAAGUUUCUCCAGAUUCCUUCAAGGACAAAACCGUAGUAAAGUCCACUGUCAAACCCAUAAGUAGCUCGGAUCUUAUGUCGGAUAGGGGCAGCCCAAUGAACUUAGUUGGUGUAGAUGCGAAGCCUGUCGAGUUUAUCCAUAAUGAGUUCUUAUCGCAGCAGCAGUCCUCCAACCAAAUAAUCUCAAUGUUUAAGGAGACUGGGGGGACCACGAAUCAAUUUUGGAAAAUGGGUUCCACCAAAAAGGAGGACAGUAAACCCAAAACCACUGAGGAAAUUGUGGCCAUGUUUAAGGACGACUCAGGAGGUGAUCAAACGAAAGCUCAAGAGGGCAGGGUAAGAGAGUUGUUCGAGCAGUUGGACAAAUUCGACAAGGGACAGGAUCGUUGGUGGACUCUAGAGGAUCUCUCAAAAGCGACCAAAACCAGUCAGGCUGAAGUCCGGGCCAUAUUGGCCUCGGACUCAAGCAAUAAAAAUAAAACCACCAAAAUCGAGACAUCCGAGUUUAAGUCCAGCAAAGAAACUGAUCCAGCCAAUAAAAAUAAUUCAACCGGAAUUUCCACAUCGGAGACUAAGUCUAGCAAAGAAGUGGAUUCAACGGAUAAGAAUAAACCAACUGGAUUAACUACAUCGGAGUUCAAGACCAGCAAAGAAACGGAUUCAACGGAUAAAAAUAAGCCGACUGGAAUCGCGACAUCGGAGUCUAAGACCAGCAAAGAAUUUCUUUCAAUGGCUCCUGCCAAUAAAAAUAAUCCAACCGGAGUUUCGACAUCGGAGGUUAAGUCUACCAAAGAAAAUAAUCCGAUCGGGGUUUCGACAUCGGAGGCUAAGUCUACCAAAGAAACAGAUUCAACUAAUAAAAAUAAUACGACCGGAGCUUCAACAUCAGAUGCUAAAUCUAGCAAUGAAACUGAUUUGGCUUCUAAAAUUAACCCAAUCGGAAUCGCGACAUCGGAGGCUCUGUCUAAGUUAGAAAAUCCACCUAAGAAAGAUCCCGUCCCAAAAGAUUCUCCCAAGGCAAGUCUUGACGACGACGACGAGGGCGGCAUAGAUCACUUUUCGGGUCUAAACGACCUAAACACUAAGAUAAGGGCGCCAACCUUAAAGGACCUCGUGGAUGAAAAGAUACAAGAGGAAGAAGAGGACAGGGCCAAGCUUCUCGCCAUGAAUUCCAAAAUCGAUGAUGAGGAUUUCGUAAUCAAAAAGGACGAUAAGAAGAAGUACAUGAAGGAGAUAGCUAAACUGAAGGAUGAACUCGAGGAGAAGGAAGACUACAAUAAGAAAAAUACUGAGUUGAGUAAAAAAAUAUCAUCUUUUAUGGAGGCCGCUGAGGAGAGGCGCAAAAAAAUGAAGGACGACCAAACAGCAAAGUUUUCCGGCUCAGAUGACAUGGACGAUUACCAACCAAAAUCUGAGCUGAUUCCAGGUGACCUUUACGACCCCAUUGCAAGCGAGGUAUCGUCCCAUUAUGAUGGCUCAGCAGAUGGUGAAGACGAUAACAAAUUAAUAGAGGACGAAAUGGAUCCGAAGACUAAAGGGUCUUUGGAUGAGACCAAAACGAAGGUUGACGAAAAAAAUAAAAAGCCAGAUACUUCUGAUAAAAAUAAACCCGAGCUGGACCGAGGAGAGCUGGCUCUAAAAUUGCUCGACAAGGAAACGGCGAAGCCUCCGGCGGAUGUACUACCUUCUCGUCCCUCUGAGAAGUCCUUUUUACAAAUUUUGUUUGACAAAUUUCUGGGCAGCAACAAGAAAGGUGACGACCCGAAGCGCAAAAUGUCCACGUACGUAGGUCGCCGCCACUUCAGUACUACCGCCACCUUGGACAUCCCCUCCCGACUUCCGUUCGCGAAGGAAAAGAGCCACUGUUCUCUGCAGGAACCAUUGCUACCUCAGUCUUCCUUUAACAUGUUCAAAAAGAAGGACAAAAAAAAGAAGUCAAAGGACCUAACUGAGAUCCAGGGCGGCUCGCCACUCUGCAAAAAUCCCAAGAAAACGCCCCGGGAACUGCUUAAGGAGAAAAACCAGAGCCGGGACAUCAAGAUCUUGGGCGGCUCUCCUCCCUGUGCCGAGAAGUUGGACUCCCUUGAGGACGACGACUGCAAUACCCAGAAGUUUAGUAACGGCGUAUCGGGAUUUGCCCGCCAGAUUUGGCUUUCGAUAUUUCCAGAUGCAAUAGACCGCUCCACCAAGGCCAAGUGAAAUUGAAGUGACAUUGCGGAUUGGACGUCAUCCUGGCUGCGUUUCUUUCUGGACGUGGAUACAACAAUCAAGGGAAGUCGAACUGAUGGUACUAUCUUACUGGGAGCCUGUAAAUACAUAUAUUAGGAUGAUUGUCCGGGAUUACCAAAAUUACUGCAACGAUCGAGAAGCUGCCUUGAAGUUACCAGGAUUCUUUUAAAAUUAAAUUACCAUUAAAUAGCUUUAAAUAUACGAAAUGUUAUUUUAUGCCAAUAAAAUUCAUUGUUUAAUCCGAAAA
Messenger RNA from Drosophila ananassae, 4409 nucleotides. RefSeq names its product protein phosphatase 1 regulatory subunit 12A. The record is from RefSeq and is a predicted model, not a curated record. NCBI's taxonomy places the organism in Eukaryota, Metazoa, Arthropoda, Insecta, Diptera, Drosophilidae. The transcript has 2 exons. Bases 5 to 4132 code for a protein of 1375 amino acids.